UAUCCUGAUUAUUGGAUGUAUGUUACAUACCAAGGCCACCCCCAGCUUGUAUCAGCACAUCAGUUUGUGUGGAAGCAGAUGAGUGACAGUUGCUUCAGGAACCUUGCCGAGGAUCGUAGUGGGAUAAACCUUAAAGAUCUGGUCCAGGACCCUUCUUUAUUGGGUGGGACUAUAUCUGCAUACAAGAUAGUGCCAGAUGAAAUAGAAGAAAUCAAGGAGACGCUGAUAGAUUGGUGUGAUGAAAAGGAACUUAAUUUGAUUUUAACAACUGGAGGAACAGGGUUUGCGCCACGAGAUGUCACCCCAGAGAAAUUCCCAACAUUCCCAUUAUGUGGGCUCCAGAGAGGGGCCACUAAAGAAGUAAUAGAGCGAGAAGCCCCGGGGAUGGCCCUUGCAAUGCUGAUGGGAUCACUUAAUGUAACUCCUCUGGGCAUGCUCUCUAGACCUGUAUGUGGAAUCAGAGGGAAAACUCUCAUAAUUAAUCUGCCAGGUAGCAAGAAAGGGUCACAGGAAUGCUUUCAGUUUAUACUGCCAGCCCUACCUCAUGCCAUUGAUCUUUUGCGGGACGCCAUUGUAAAAGUAAAGGAGGUACACGAUGAGCUAGAAGAUCUACCUUCACCACCACCUCCUCUUUCUCCUCCUCCAACCACCAGCCCUCACAAGCAGACAGAGGACAAAGGAGUACAGUGUGAGGAAGAGGAGGAAGAGAAGAAGGAUAGUGGAGUUGCAUCAACAGAGGACAGUUCCUCUUCACAUAUAACUGCAGCAGCCAUUGCAGCUAAGAAACAUCCAUCCUACACCAGUUCAGCAGUUAUUAUGGCAAAAGGUGAACAGCCCAUUCCUGGUCUCAUCAGUUAUUGCCAUCAUGCAGCAGGCAGUGCAGAAGAACCGAUUCCAGAUUCCAUUAUUUCUCGUGGUGUUCAGGUGCUCCCACGUGAUACAGCUUCCCUCAGCACUACCCCUUCAGAAUCUCCUCGUGCCCAGGCCACCUCUCGUCUCUCCACUGCAUCCUGCCCAACACCAAAACAAAUUAGACGGCCGGAUGAAAGCAAAGGAGUUGCUAGUAGAGUUGGAUCCCUCAAAGCUCGGCUCCCUUCGUGCUCAUCCACCUAUAGUGUUUCUGAGGUCCAGUCUAGGUGCAGCAGCAAGGAGAACAUCCUCCGAGCAAGUCACAGUGCUGUUGACAUUACCAAGGUAGCAAGAAGACACCGCAUGUCUCCGUUCCCAUUAACAUCUAUGGACAAGGCCUUCAUCACAGUUCUGGAGAUGACCCCAGUGCUUGGAACAGAAAUCAUUAAUUACAGAGAUGGAAUGGGCCGAGUCCUUGCUCAAGAUGUAUAUGCAAAAGAUAAUCUACCACCAUUUCCAGCAUCUGUAAAAGAUGGCUAUGCUGUCAGAGCUGCAGAUGGUCCAGGGGAUCGAUUCAUCAUUGGGGAAUCCCAGGCUGGAGAGCAGCCGACUCAAACUGUGAUGCCAGGUCAGGUAAUGCGAGUUACAACCGGUGCUCCAAUCCCUUGUGGUGCUGAUGCAGUGGUGCAAGUGGAAGAUACAGAACUCAUCAGGGAAUCAGAUGAUGGCACUGAAGAGUUAGAAGUUCGAAUCCUGGUACAAGCCCGACCAGGCCAAGAUAUCAGACCUAUAGGACAUGACAUUAAAAGAGGUGAAUGUGUGCUGGCUAAAGGAACUCACAUGGGUCCAUCUGAGAUUGGUCUCUUAGCCACUGUUGGAGUAACCGAAGUAGAAGUUAACAAGUUUCCAGUGGUUGCAGUCAUGUCCACAGGGAAUGAGCUACUGAAUCCUGAAGAUGAUCUCUUACCAGGAAAGAUUCGAGACAGUAACCGCUCAACUCUCCUAGCUACUAUCCAAGAACAUGGCUAUCCAACAAUCAACUUGGGAAUUGUGGGAGAUAAGAAGCCAGAUGUUUUUAAAGAAGAAGGGACACAGAGCUUCCAGAACUCUGCGGAGACAGGCCUACCAGAUUGCCCAGAUGAUUUACUGAAUGCACUGAAUGAAGGUAUCAGCCGUGCUGAUGUGAUCAUUACAUCAGGAGGCGUGUCUAUGGGAGAAAAGGACUAUCUUAAACAGGUGCUGGAUAUUGAUCUUCAUGCACAGAUUCACUUUGGCAGAGUUUUUAUGAAACCAGGCCUGCCAACAACUUUUGCAACUCUGGAUAUUGAUGGUGUAAGAAAAAUAAUCUUUGCACUCCCAGGUAAUCCUGUGUCAGCUGUUGUCACCUGCAAUCUCUUUGUUGUUCCUGCACUGAGGAAAAUGCAGGGUAUCCUGGAUCCUCGGCCCACCAUUAUCAAAGCCAGGUUAUCAUGUGAUGUAAAAUUGGACCCCCGCCCAGAAUACCAUCGGUGCAUACUGACUUGGCAUCACCAAGAACCACUACCUUGGGCACAGAGUACAGGGAAUCAGAUGAGCAGUCGUCUGAUGAGUAUGCGCAGUGCCAAUGGACUGUUGAUGCUACCUCCAAAGACAGAGCAGUAUGUGGAGCUUCACAAGGGGGAGGUGGUGGAUGUCAUGGUCAUUGGAAGGCUAUGAUGUCACCAGCAAGAGCGAAGCUUUGAUGCAUGUCCACAUAUCAUUGACUGUAUCCUGUAAUAUGCAACGGCACAGCUAGUUUUUCUGAUUUGGAUAAAAGUUGAUCAGUAUAGUCAACAUCUUGAAUUAUAUUUCAAAUGGAAUUUAAAUAAAUACCUUUAAAAAAAAAACUUUAAAAAGAAAUCUUAACAAAGAAAUUUAUUCUGAUUAUAUCAAAGCAACUUUUUCCUUUCCUUGCAAUUGCUUUGUGUGUUCAAUGCUAGUUCUAAUAGCGGUAGCUUUUAGUAGACAGCAGUAGGUGCCUGCAGAACUUGUGUUUUUCUCAUCUUUAAGAUACAACUACUUAUGCUCUUAAAACAAGGCUGUCUGCUUAUUUAUACUAGCGUAGACAACACUUGGAUUUCCCUUCUCAGUAUGCUUCAUAACCGCUUCACAGAGAGCUUCUGCUUGUUCUUUAUCUUGUAUCUCGUGUUGAUGUGCACAGUGCCAAAAGCAGAGUGGCUGCACUGGGAACCCAAUGAAGCCCCGAGGUUUCCUCACCUCGCUGUGCGUUCAGGAAUCUCUUUUGUCCCAGCAGCCACCCAGCUCAGUACUCUUGGGCAGUAACUGGAUACCUUUUAUUUCAGCAAUCAAAAAAUUGCUUCCUUAAGUGCUGACAGCCUUUUUAACCAAUACAUUUAAAAAUGUACAGAACUAAAAACAAAAAAAAAUCAAAGACUGAUCUUGUACAGAUAUUAGUGUUACCAGCAUUCGUGUGGAAAUUAAAUGAGCAAAGAAAUAAAACUGAUGUUAAACAACUCUGUACCAUAACAUUUUCUGUAAUGAUACUGAAACUUAAAUGAAUAAAAAAAUCCUCAAUCAUUAUUUAAAAUUUCAA
Messenger RNA from Meleagris gallopavo (turkey), 3421 nucleotides. NCBI's taxonomy places the organism in Eukaryota, Metazoa, Chordata, Aves, Galliformes, Phasianidae. The record is from RefSeq and is a predicted model, not a curated record.